AUGGGGCAGCGCGAUCGGAUGUUCAAGGUGCUGGUGGUGGGGGACGCCACGGUGGGCAAAACAUCGCUGGUGCAGCGCUACGCCAACGACAGCUUCAACCGGCACUACAAAUCCACCGUGGGAGUGGAUUUUGCACUGAAAGUGGUUCAGUGGUCAGAGUCAGAGACGGUUCGGCUGCAGCUCUGGGACAUUGCAGACCCCACAGGGCAGGAACGUUUCACAUCCAUGACCCGCCUGUACUACAGGGAAGCCUCAGCCUGUGUCAUCAUGUUCGAUGUCACCAACAGCAGCACCUUCAGCAACAGCCACAGGUGGAAACAGGACCUGGACAGCAAAUUGGUGCUGCCAGAUGGGAGCCCCGUGCCCUGCCUGCUGCUGGCCAACAAGUGUGACCUUUCCCCCUGGGCAGUGACCAGGGAAGAAAUCGAUCGGUUCAGCAAAGAAAAUGGAUUUUCAGGAUGGGUGGAGACGUCUGUGAAGGAAAACAAGAACAUCAGCGAGGCCAUGAGGGUUCUGAUUGAGAAGAUGAUGUCCUCAUGCACAGGAGAUGGGAGCUCUGCCUCUGCUGGCACUGGGGAUUACAUCACCAUCAAGGACACCUCUCCUCCAGGCUGGGCCUGCUGCUAAAGCCCCUGAGCUUCCUCAGCACUCCUGGGCUUCUUCUCACCAUCAUCAUCAUCAUCACCACCAUCAUCAUCACCUUUCCCUAAACUCUCACUGCUUUGGGGGCUUUUUUUCCCCCCCACUGUGAUUUUGAACUUUUCUCCUUCUCAGUGACAAUUUCCUCAGCAGACUCUGCUGCAGUGACUUGGAGUGAGGAAUGCCAGGAAGAGGAGGGGGAAAAUUCCUCUUUUUUUUUUUUUUUUUUUUUUUUUUUCCCACUGGAAGCUUUGAUGGAGCACAAUCCAUGUCCAAGCAGUGCCUUGGAUUGCAUUGAAUUUUUUAUAUUUUAAUUUUUUUUUUUUAAUUUUU
Messenger RNA from Sturnus vulgaris (Common starling), 972 nucleotides. The record is from RefSeq and is a predicted model, not a curated record. NCBI's taxonomy places the organism in Eukaryota, Metazoa, Chordata, Aves, Passeriformes, Sturnidae.